AUGGGAUGUGUUCAGCAUCAUAAGCGAAACCAAAGCCCCUCUGGAACGAUUGUACUUUUAUUGGUUGUUCUCUUGAUUGCAUCGUUUCGCAGUGGAAGGCAAUCGUUGAAUACUCUCCAGAGCGGUGCACACGCUUCUGACUCGUUCCCAGGUGACUCCUCACGGCUCUUCAAUUUGGGUCUAUCAAACAGAACAAAAAUUAUUCUGAACAUUGGUUCAAAUUUGGACCCCAUAGUCCCAAGAACCGAAACUGGCGUUGCAUGUGCAGUCACUAUUGCAUUCGAGCCCAUUGUACAUGAAUUAAUCCCAAGCCACCCUGCUGUCCACGUCGUGCCCUCUGCUGUCGCUGAUCAUGAUGGUUUGGCGGUGAUGCAUGUUUACAACACUGAUGGUGUGAGUAGUUCGUUGAGUAAACCAGUUAUGAGCGCAAAAUGGAACCGCGGGAAAAGAGCCAAAGGUCCGAAAAUUGUACCAUUGUUAUCUGUAAAGACAAUCAUGCAAACACUAGCAGAUAGGCAAAUACAUUUCAUCAAAACAGACAUGCAGGGGUUUGACUUCACAGCCAUUUCUUCUGUUCCGCCAGAACUAUGGAAGGAUAAAUAUCAAGUGCCUCAUUUCACAACAGAAGUCUAUCUGGAAAAUGUGAAAACUUAUUUUGGAGCAAACAAUGAUCUUUGUACAGAGUGGUUGCCAUUCAUGAAAAAUGCAGGCUACAUUUUUGAAGGCCUUCUUCGGAAGAGAGAAGGAUACGAAUCGCAGAAAUCGUUGGAAGAGACUUGUCGCCAGCAGCAGAUUGGUGGUGGGGAUCUGGUUGCAGACAAACAAGAUAAUGCGAUAACUUUGAAGGAGGCGGAUGCCCUUUGGAGACAUCACUUGCAACCCUCUACACCCACUAAUAAGAUAUCCACGGUCUACAAUUAUCCCGUUCUUGGUCAUGAUAAAAAUGAUGAUUUUACUGCUGAAUCCAGAUUCAGCAGUUGUCCCAGCUAA
This is a messenger RNA of Cylindrotheca closterium, 990 nucleotides long. Lineage: Eukaryota; Bacillariophyta; Bacillariophyceae; Bacillariales; Bacillariaceae. The record is from the annotation of a GenBank genome assembly.